UAGUGAAGUGUGUUUGAAUUGGGUUUGGUGAAUGAGAAUCGGAUUGAAGAAGAAGAAGACGACCAGCGGUGCAGCUUCGAAAUUGCUGGCCAUGGCGAAGAAGCUAAGCUCGAAGCCCACCAUUUUGUUCAUCUUCGUCUCUUUCAUGCUUUUUUGCGCCUUUCUUCCUGUUUUCGCUCCUCUUCCUUCUUUCUCCUCUCACCAUUCUCAUCGCAAUACAGUUAACAGAAAGUUCGAGAUCGCCAACGAUAGGUUCUGGAAAGAUGGUGAACCAUUUCAGAUCAUCGGUGGUGACGUGCAUUAUUUUCGAGUGCAUCCAGAGUACUGGGAAGAUAGACUGUUAAAAGCCAAGGCAUUGGGCUUGAACACAAUUCAGACAUAUGUUCCUUGGAAUCUGCAUGAGCCCGCACCGGGAAAGCUUGUUUUUGAGGGUUUUGCAAACAUUGAAGCAUUCCUCAACCUUUGUCACAAACAUGGUCUCCUUGUGAUGAUUCGACCCGGACCAUACAUAUGCGGAGAGUGGGAUUGGGGCGGUUUCCCAGGUUGGUUCUAUUCCAUGAACCCAACCCCCAAACCAAGAUCAUCUGAUCCUACUUAUCUUCAACUGGUUGAAAGAUGGUGGGGUAACCUGCUUCCAAAGUUUGUUCCUCUUCUAUAUGAAAAUGGAGGCCCUAUAAUAAUGGUUCAGAUUGAAAAUGAGUAUGGUUCUUAUGGAGAUGACAAAGAAUAUCUCCAUCACCUGAUCACCCUGGCAAGAGGUCAUCUUGGGCAUGAUGUUAUUUUAUACACUACAGAUGGAGGCACCAGGGAAACUCUUGAGAAAGGAACCAUUCGUGGGGAUACCAUCUUUUCAGCUGUUGACUUUGGUACUGGUGAAGAUCCUUGGCCUAUAUUCAAGUUACAAAAGGAGUUCAAUGCCCCAGGAAAAUCACCACCUUUGUCAGCUGAAUUUUACACCGGGUGGCUUACACACUGGGGAGAGAAAAAUGCUCAGACUGAUGCUGAUUUUACAGCAGCUGCUCUUGAAAAAAUUUUGCAAAAAAAUGGUUCUGCAGUUCUCUAUAUGGCCCAUGGUGGGACAAACUUUGGAUUUUAUAAUGGAGCAAAUACUGGUGUAGAUGAGGCUGACUACAAACCUGAUCUCACUUCAUACGAUUAUGAUGCACCAAUUAGGGAAUCUGGUGACGUUGACAAUUCAAAAUUCAAUGCUAUUCGAAGGGUUAUAGCCAGAUAUAGCUCAGUACCUCUUCCAUCUAUUCCCUCUAAUAAUGAAAAGGCAAGAUACGGACCAAUUCACUUACAAAGAGAGGCUUUCGUAUUUGACAUGUUUGAUUUCACCAAUUCCACCAAUGUGUUUAAAUCUGAAACCCCAAUGUCAAUGGAGUAUGUGGGCCAGUUGUUUGGUUUCGUAUUGUAUGUCACUGAAUACAAAGCAAAGAGAGGUGGAAGAAUUUUGUUCAUACCAAAGUUACAUGACAGAGCUCAAGUAUUUAUUUCAUGCCCCUCUGAAGAAAGUGGUGCAAGGCCAACUUACAUUGGAACUAUUGAAAGGUGGUUAAAUAACAAAGUAACUCUUCCGGAUAUUAAAUGCCAUUCUAAGAUCAACUUAUUUAUUCUGGUUGAAAACAUGGGUCGUGUAAAUUACGGGUCUUUCAUCUUUGAUAGGAAGGGCAUUCUGUCUUCUGUUUAUCUGGACAAGGAACAAGUAAAAGGGUGGAAAAUGUUCCCUAUUCCUUUGCACAACCUGAAUGAAAUGUCAACCUACAAUCCCAUCACGCAAGUUGCAUAUUCUGCAUUCAGUGGCAUAUCAUCAUUCAGAAAAAAGUUGAUUUAUAAGAAUGGGAAUACUUCAAAAGAACCUGCUUUUUAUUCGGGCCACUUCUUAAUUGAUAAAUCAAGUCAGGUCAAGGAUACAUUUAUAUCAUUCAACAAUUGGGGAAAAGGCAUUGUGUUUGUUAAUGACUUCAAUAUAGGAAGAUAUUGGCCGUUGAGAGGACCACAGUGCAACCUCUACGUUCCUGCUCCACUCCUUAAACAAGGAGAUAACUUUUUGGUAAUACUAGAGUUGGAAUCUCCAGACCCCGAACUUGUGGUGCACACAGUGGAUGAGCCAGACUUCACAUGUGGCUCUAGUGGGACGAGUCUCCAUCAGCUGUAAUAAAUUGUCAUAAAAAUAUGCUUGACCUUUGAAAAUACAUGUAAGAAUUUGGAGGUUAUCGAAUGACUAUCAAGUCAUUAUGCUUGUAAAUAUUAACUAUGGUUAUUAUUGCUCUUUAAUUUUUAGCUACAAUUCUGCACAAAAGAAAAACCUCACCAUUACAAUUUAAAUCUUUUUACAUUAAAGUAACUCA
Molecule: messenger RNA, 2351 nt
Organism: Glycine soja
Lineage: Eukaryota; Viridiplantae; Streptophyta; Magnoliopsida; Fabales; Fabaceae
Product: beta-galactosidase 17
Exons: 19
Coding region: 32-2158 (708 amino acids)
Biological process (GO): carbohydrate metabolic process
Cellular component (GO): vacuole
Molecular function (GO): beta-galactosidase activity
Source: RefSeq, a predicted model, not a curated record